AGUUUCCUUGCCUCUUGACGAGCGGUGCAGCCAGCUCCUUCUCCUCGUCAUUCCUUCCCACCGCGGGAAAACACGACCAUACAAAACUCCUCCUCCUCCACCCUCCAUCGUUCGAACCGCCGCAUCGCUUGUCCUCCUCCCACCACCGGAAAACACAUUUCCUUGAUCCUAACCCCCGAUCGCGAUGCGAUCGCGGUCGCGGUCGUGUUCAGAGAUGUCCAUAUCGCUGUCGGCAUCGUCAUCGUCGGUUGAGCGGGAGGCGCUGCGCUUGCCGCGCUCACCGCCGGCUGCGCCGCCGGCGCUGGUCGGGGCUCUGAUUGAGUCGCUCUCGUUCCGGAGCUGCGGAUUCGGUCGCGCCGCGUCCUCGGCGUUUGAGAAGGAGGACCUACGCCUCCGGGUCGCGCUGCCGCAACGCCUCCGUGACGCUCUGCACGCUUCGCUGAAGGCGAGGGACCCGUCGGCAGGCGCCUUCGCGUUGGUGGAAGCCCCAGGGAUCGGCACCGCGGCCAACCCCUGGUUCGCGCUCGCGCCCGAGGACGCCCCCGAGAACCCCCUGGUGGCGUUCGUCAACCCGCGCAGCGGCGGCCGCCUGGGCCCCGUCCUGAAGUCCCGCCUACAGGAGCUCCUUGGCGAAGACCAGGUUUUCGAUAUAACGGUCGUGAAGCCAUCUGAAUUUGUGGAAUAUGGAUUGGGUUGUUUGGAGCAACUUGCUAAUUCUGGGGAUCAUAGUGCAAGAUCAGUUCGCAAUAACCUGAGAGUCAUGGGUGCUUCAUUUCCUUUCUCAUGGAAAGCAGCUGCUAAACGAUCUCUCUACAAGGCUAUUUUGGGCACAGUUUCAUGUUUAGACAGUUGGCACAUCGUUGUUUCUAUGCCAGAAGAAGGAGAAGAACAACAAGAACUGGAUCUUCCCCACUCCCUUAGGCACCUCGGAGAGUGUACAUUUUAUGAUGAUGGCACUGCUGAGGGAGAGUUGGCGGAGACAGUUUGUUGUUUUGACGGCGUGUUCUACAAUUACUUUAGCAUAGGGAUGGAUGCUCAAGUGGCUUAUGGAUUUCAUCAACUACGUGAUGAAAAGCCAUUCCUUGCAAGUGGUCCUUUAUCUAAUAAGUUAAUUUACGCAGGAUACACCUGCAAGCAAGGGUGGUUCUUUACACAGUGUAUUAGUGAUCCUGAACUACGGGGACUAAAAAACAUUAUCCGUUUAUCAAUAAAGAAGAUGGAUAGUUCUGAGUGGGAGCAUAUCCCUGUACCAUCAAGCGUAAGGGCUAUUGUUGCGUUAAACCUUCACAACUAUGCGAGUGGAAGGAACCCAUGGGGAAAUUUGAAGCCUGAAUACUUGGAAAAGAAAGGAUUUGUCGAAGCCCAGUCAGAUGAUGGACUUCUUGAAAUAUUUGGGUUGAAGCAAGGGUGGCAUGCAUCCCUUGUGAUGGUUGAACUUAUAUCUGCCAAACACAUAGCACAGGCAGCAGCAAUCCGGUUAGAGAUCAAAGGUGGCCAAUGGAGGGAUGCAUACAUGCAAAUGGAUGGGGAGCCAUGGAAGCAACCACUAAGUAGUGAAUAUUCUACAUUCGUUGAUAUCAAGAGAGUGCCUUACCCAUCAGUGAUCAUUAGCGGUGUAGAUCGCUAAUGAGAACCAACGAUUUUGUGCGCUUGCCUAGCUUGACCUGCGAAGAGCAGUUUUCAGCUUCUAUCCUAGAAGCUCUAUUAAUUACAAGCUCAAUCAUGAUCAUCCUUGUGCAAAGUCAUAAAAAUAUAUGAAGCUGUGGACAUAGAAUUUGUACAAAAACGAUAGAAUGUAGACAUGCCACUUCUUUGAUCUGAAUUCUGAACUUAAUAUGGUCCGUACUAAAUGAGGUUGCUAUUGUAAAUUGUUUAGUAAUUCGAGGGUGAUAGUGACAAUUGUGUUGUAAAACUGAGGCUUCA
This is a messenger RNA of Hordeum vulgare subsp. vulgare (domesticated barley), 1923 nucleotides long. RefSeq names its product diacylglycerol kinase 4-like. The coding region runs from base 185 to 1627 and encodes 480 amino acids. NCBI's taxonomy places the organism in Eukaryota, Viridiplantae, Streptophyta, Magnoliopsida, Poales, Poaceae. The record is from RefSeq and is a predicted model, not a curated record. Gene Ontology annotation, molecular function: ATP-dependent diacylglycerol kinase activity. The transcript is spliced from 11 exons.